Molecule: messenger RNA, 903 nt
Organism: Marchantia polymorpha subsp. ruderalis
Lineage: Eukaryota; Viridiplantae; Streptophyta; Marchantiopsida; Marchantiales; Marchantiaceae
Source: the annotation of a GenBank genome assembly
CGGCCAACAGAGUAGCCCAUGGACGCGGUAGACCCGUUGUCAUGGUUCCGAUCGAAACCACGUGCUCUUGAUGACGACGGGAAAAUUGACUGCGUCGAGACAGUGACUGCGGCAGAAUUGUUCGUAGGGGCCGAGAAAGGCUGGCCACGUGAAGAGUCGCGCAACAGGCUUUCCAAUUCAUGCACCCGACAAUUCGGGCUGCAGCACAAUUCUGUGGACUCUGUAUGCUGCGCUAGCUAGCUCUCGGCAUUUGUCAUUUUGGGCUUUUUUAAUCACGAUCAUGGGCCUCUCCCCGUGCCUACGCUUUGCACAGGCCGAUCUAGCGUCCUGUACAAUCGAGCUUCUUACCUCUUCGAGCCCGAUGUUACCAUCGCUGCAUCCAUCUCCAAAUUGUGGGGCUCCCCGUGCUUUUGGUUGUUUUACUUUCCGCUUCUAGCUCUUCUCGUGUCUGACCGUGUCUCGUAAUUAUUGAAGAUGAAGUGUUCUUUAAGCAGGAUACCUUCGUCACAGUUUCUGUCUGAGCUUCUGUGAGGUGACGCAUGUCGCUGUCAACGACGAGGACAAAGACCUUCGAGUGCAGCGGGAUACUGCAAUCUUCUGUGUCCUGGAAAAUUUGGAACUACGAUUUUGUGGACCACGAAGAGGUUCAGACUCCUCGAAACUUGUAUGGAAGGAUAGACAGUGUAGUGUGCACAGACAAAAACCUUUUCAUUUGCGACGACACAAGGGAAGAAGAUGACAACUGUCAUGAUUGCUGCUAAAUCUUGCACUAGUACAAUCCAAUCGCCGUUAUUGUAGAUAAAGUUUCAGAGCCUUACUCCCAUUAUAUAUAUACAAAAACAUUACUCAUAUCGUUUUCUUAAUAAAGGCCUACCACCUUAUCCUCAGGAUGAGGAGAAGUUU